Molecule: messenger RNA, 1842 nt
Organism: Impatiens glandulifera
Lineage: Eukaryota; Viridiplantae; Streptophyta; Magnoliopsida; Ericales; Balsaminaceae
Product: 3-ketoacyl-CoA synthase 4-like
Exons: 1
Coding region: 239-1798 (519 amino acids)
Biological process (GO): fatty acid biosynthetic process
Cellular component (GO): membrane
Molecular function (GO): acyltransferase activity, transferring groups other than amino-acyl groups
Source: RefSeq, a predicted model, not a curated record
AGUGUUAAUAUUGCGCCAUUGGGGAUCAGCAUUCGGCUUCAAUCCAAAACCUUUCGAUCUCGAUUUACAGUGAGAGAAAAUGUGAGAUCUGAGAAUUUCUGUCAAUUAUUCUUACAUUUCAUGAUGAUUAUUACAAUGUCACACUCCGAUUCCAACUCUUCUUCCUAACCUCACAAGAAGAAUUCGUUUCUUCUCAAACCCUCUUUCUUUUACACUGUAAAACAGCUGUGGAGCCGCCAUGGACGGUACUGUAGGAUCUCAAUUCAACGCCGGCCGUAGUGGCGUAAGCGGUGGACCAUCGGUUGGUGUUCAGAUCCAGAACGAUCGGAGGCUUCCUGAUUUCCUUCAGAGCGUAAAUCUAAAGUAUGUUAAGUUGGGUUAUCAUCACUUAAUCUCUCAUUUGUUAACCCUCUGUUUGAUUCCUAUAAUGGCGGUGAUAUUCGUCGAGGUUUCGCAGAUGAAUCCAAACGACAUUCGUCAGUUAUGGCUUCAAUUGAAGUAUAAUCUUGUUAGCGUUAUAGUUUGUUCUGCGAUUCUCGUAUUCGGUUCGACCGUUUAUAUCAUGUCUCGUCCUUUACCUGUUUAUCUAAUCGAUUACUCCUGUUACCGACCUCCCGACCACCUCAAAGCUCCAUUUCACACAUUCAUGGAUCACUCCAAACUAACCGGCGAUUUCGAUGAGUCUUCUCUCGAAUUCCAGCGCAAGAUCCUCCAACGAUCAGGUCUAGGCGAUGAUACAUAUGUUCCUGACGCUAUGCAUCAAAUUCCUCCUGUUCCGUCCAUGGCUGCCGCGAGAGAUGAAUCAGAACAGGUAAUGUUUGGAGCAUUGGAUAAUUUGUUUAGAAAUACAUCGAUUAAACCAAAGGAUAUUGGGAUUCUUGUGGUGAAUUGUAGUUUGUUUAAUCCUACACCUUCUCUUUCUGCCAUGAUCAUCAACAAGUAUAAAUUUAGGGUUAAUAUCAGAAGCUUUAACUUAGGAGGAAUGGGUUGUAGUGCUGGUGUGAUUGCAGUUGAUCUCGCAAAGGACUUACUACAAAUUCAUAGGAAAACUUACGCUGUUGUUGUCAGUACCGAGAACAUAACACAGAAUUGGUAUUUCGGGAAUAAGAAAUCAAUGUUGAUCCCCAAUUGUCUGUUUAGAGUCGGCGGUUCUGCAGUUCUGCUAACGAACAAAUCUUCAGAAAGAAGAAGGGCAAAGUAUAAACUAGUUCACAUUGUUAGAACACAUAAAGGUGCAGAUGAUAAAGCAUUUCAAUGUGUAUAUCAAGAACAAGAUGAAUUGGGGAAAACCGGUGUUUCCUUAUCGAAAGACCUAAUGGCUAUCGCGGGUGGAGCUUUGAAAACCAAUAUAACCACUUUAGGACCUCUGGUUCUUCCUGUUAGUGAGCAAUUGCUGUUCUUCUCCACUCUUGUGCUGAAGAAACUGUUGAACAAAAACGUGAAGCCUUAUAUUCCUGAUUUUAAGUUAGCAUUUGAUCAUUUCUGCAUUCAUGCUGGAGGAAGGGCCGUGAUUGAUGAACUUGAGAAGAAUCUUGAAUUGAUGCCGAUUCAUGUGGAAGCUUCUAGAAUGACACUUCAUAGAUUUGGGAAUACUUCUUCAAGUUCUAUUUGGUAUGAGCUUGCGUAUAUGGAGGCUAAAGGGAGAAUAAGGAAAGGGAAUCGCGUUUGGCAGAUUGCGUUUGGGAGUGGAUUUAAAUGUAAUAGCGCGGUUUGGCAAGCGAUGAAAAAUGUGAAGGCGACUAGAGAUGGUCCUUGGGAAGAUUGUAUUGAUAAGUAUCCUGUUAAACUGGUAUUAUAACAUCAUUAAGUUUUGUUUUAUGUUAUGUUUUCUUCUUUCUGUCA